UCAAAAGCCGCUUUCCUGCUCGCCGCACCCAACCAUGGCGUGGCUCUUUUAUUUGUGGGCGGCGUCGCUGGUGUCCGCGUGGGCCGAGCCUGUUCCCGAUGGAGUCCUGGACAUGGAGUGUCACGAUCGUUCAUUCGUGAUAGCCGUGGACCUCUCGUUCGCCGGGGAGGACGCUCGCUUUGAGGCCGUUGACCGGACGGGCACGUACGCCAUCAGCGAGGGCUACGCGGCCAAGUGCGGCUACAGCGUCACCGUCUCCCCGGCGAGCGGACGGGCGGAGCUGCGCGCGUCCUACUUCAGCUGUCACGCGGACCAGCAGGACGACGGGGCGUUCGUGUUCCGCUUCAACCUGCUGUCGGGGCGCCGCGGCGACCUGGUCUACGGGCUGAACAAGACCUGCGCGCCGUCGCUCAAGUGGUCCCCGCGAGAGGUCUCCUGCGAGCUCAACUACAUGGAGGUGUCCGUGGAUAGCCGAGUCUCUUGCGCCGCCGGGACGGAGGAGGACCACCGCAAUGUUCUCGGACACGAACGCGACUCCUCCGCUUCGGACUGGCGGGUGAUGUUCCAAAGGGACGAGGAGCAGAUGGAGCCCAUGAGUCUGCGGGACGCCCAAGAGCUAGGCUACGCCUUCCACCUCGGCGGCGAGAGGCUGGUGUUCCGCACCCCCUACGGACAGCCGGAUUCGUUCACGGCCAUGGUGAACGGCAUCCCCGUGGAGGUGGUCCACGCCACUCUGGUCUCCAGACGGCGCUGGUCGCUCAUCCUGGUGGACUUGGUGGCUACCUGCUCCAUGCACCAAGGCGAUUACGAGGACGACGGCCACAUGGUCUUCAAGACCCCUGAGGCGCCCUAUCCCGGUCCUAGUGUCACACGUGUCGGCGUCGGCGUUAGCUUGGACGGCGGCCUUUUUGAGGACGGCGACGUGGUGACGGAGAAUGACACGGUCCAGAUUAGAAUCCCCUUGGAUGCAAAGGGUGUACUCAGGAAGAGUUUUGCGAGUGGCGACCUUUACGAGUUCUACACCUUCCACGUCUACGUGGAGCAAAUGUUUGAGGACGAGGACGCGGAGACCAGGCUGCGGCUUCACCGGCUGCUGACCACGCCUUUGCUGCCGCGCCCCCUUUGGACCCAGAACCGAAGCGUCGUCGAGGAGCGGCUCUUUCAGGUCUACCUGGGCGACGUGCCCCAGGACGUCCGCUUGGUUUUGCUGCGACUCAACGGGCGCGAGGCGCUCUACACCAACUCCUGCUCAGUCGCCGCCGUGGCGCAACCCGUCCGCGGCCACGGCUACUUGCUGAAGGUGUCCUUCGACGACCCCGCCGUCACGCAGAUGUACCACCGAGCGUACGGAACCGUGCGAUACAGUUUGGACAUCAACUACACGCUGAGCGUUCUGCCGGAAAACCAGCUCUACGACUACUCCGUGAGCGUCACGGCGCUGGCCGGCCCCUCUCCCCCAGUCCUGAAUGCGGUUUGCUCGGAGUCCGGCAUCAGCUUCAACGCGGACCACUGGGCGUUUGACUUGCUGUGGUCCAUCGGAGUGGGCUCGGACACACUGACGCCGGAGUUGGCGGCGCGGCGCGGCUACCGGAUGAGCAACGAGAGUCACAAACUGCAGCUGGAUGUGCCGCUACAUUCGCGGGGCUUCCGCUACGAGGAAAUCACCCUGGAAAGAUUCUUGGGCACUUUUGAGAUCUUGGUGAAGGAGCGUCAAACGGGAGCGGUUGAAAAAGCCGUGGCAAAGACUUGUCCUUUUGUGACCUCAGAACUCAUCGUGUGUUCCACUGAUGGGAGGAUGACGGCGGUGGCCGACCUGUCUCGGAUAACCCCCGGCGGUGCCGCACCGUCUACGAGCAACCUACUGGACACUUCCUGCGGCCCGGCGGAAGCCGACCAUACCAGGGCGCUUUUCUCUUUCCCGCUCAACGGCUGCGGCUCCAAAGUCGAGCUACGCCGUGGUCACGUGAUCUAUCAAAAUGAGAUUUUCUACAGCGGCUCCGAGGACGCCGACGAAAGGUUGGUGGUGCAGUGCGCGUAUCCUCUGGAAGGCCUGCACAGGCUCUUCUCCACGUACACGUUCGAGUCGGACCACCCCGGGACGGGCAGCAUGAUCUUCACCAAGGGGCCGGCGGCGGCGGCGGCGUCG
Messenger RNA from Hippocampus zosterae (dwarf seahorse), 2146 nucleotides. RefSeq lists its product as uncharacterized. The annotation marks the transcript as partial. The transcript has 16 exons. The record is from RefSeq and is a predicted model, not a curated record. Lineage: Eukaryota; Metazoa; Chordata; Actinopteri; Syngnathiformes; Syngnathidae.